This is a messenger RNA of Rhineura floridana, 2556 nucleotides long. RefSeq names its product vomeronasal type-2 receptor 26-like. The record is from RefSeq and is a predicted model, not a curated record. The transcript has 6 exons. Bases 1 to 2556 code for a protein of 851 amino acids. Gene Ontology annotation, molecular function: G protein-coupled receptor activity. NCBI's taxonomy places the organism in Eukaryota, Metazoa, Chordata, Lepidosauria, Squamata, Rhineuridae. Gene Ontology annotation, biological process: G protein-coupled receptor signaling pathway. Gene Ontology annotation, cellular component: membrane.
AUGAAGGAACAGGAGAACUGGUGUCCGGAGAAAAGAUGUUUGUACAAGGUGAUACUAUUCAUGCUGUUGGUAUUGCUGCUACUGCCUCUGGCUGUGUGGGGUCUUCCUGUUGCUCAGUGUAAUAUCAGUGACCCUCUUCUCACUAAGCACAAGUAUUAUCAGUCUGGACGCCUCAUCAUUGCUGGCAUCAUUUCUCAGAUCUACACAUUUUCCAACCCUGUAGACUUCAAAAGACAUCCUUCUCAUGAACUCCUUGAUGAACUCGUCCAUUUCACUGCAAGAGAGACCUAUCUGGCCUCACUGGAACUUCUCUCCACACGUGGCAGAUUCAUUCCAAACUACAAGUGUGAUGUGCAGGAUAAUGCUGUAGCUGUCAUUGGUGGUCCUAACUCAGAUGUGUGUCUUUUCAUGGGAACCAUUCUGUUUAUCUACAAUAUCCCACAGCUUGGAUUUGGCUCUGCUCCAGUGAUGAAUGACCAAACCCAAGGUGCUUUCUUCCAGAGGAUGUUUCCUAGUGUGGAUCACCAGUAUACAGGGAUUCUCCAAUUGCUAUUGUUUUUCAGGUGGACAUGGAUUGGGGUGGUCUUUAUAAAUGAUGACAAUGGACAGAGGUUUCUACAGACUGUGCUUCCUGAGUUUUCUCAGAAUGGUAUCUGCUUUGAUUUCAUAAAACCUUUACCAAUCGUCUAUUUUGCCACUGACGUUCAUGACAUGGUGGCCAAGUGGACUGAAAUUUACAAGGUUAUUAUGGAUAGUACUGCUAAUACUGUGGUCUUACAUGGCGAAAUUCAUACUAUGAUAUUUUUGAGAAUGUUUCCCCGGGUUUCAGAAUAUGAGAACAUAACAAUGAAGGCAAAAGUCUGGAUUAUGUCAGCCCAGAUGGAAUUCACAUCAGUCUCCUUUCAGAAUACUUGGGGCAUAGAUAUCAUCCACGGUGCUAUAUCCAUAGCAGUUCACUCAACGGAGGUCUUAGGAUUCCAGAAAUUUCUUCAGAUGACAAAUCCUACUUUGGAAAACAAAGAUGCCUUUAGGAAGGUCUUCUGGGAAAUGGCAUUCAACUGUUACUUCCCCGACUCUGAGGGAGAUGAGCCGGGUGGCAAAGUUUGCACUGGGGACGAGAAGCUGGAGAGCCUCCCUAGGUCUGUUUUUGAAAUGAGCCUGACUGGCCACAGCUACAGUGUCUAUAAUGCGGUCUAUGCUGUGGCACACGCUUUGCAAUCCAUGCACUUUUUCAAAUUCAAAAACAGACCAGUGGCAGCAGGAGGGAUUCAGGAGUUUCUGAAGCAACAGCCAGGGCAGCUUUAUUAUUACCUUAGAAGGGUCUCAUUUAACAACAGCGCUGGAGAAAAGGUUUCCUUUGAUCCAAAUGGGGAAUUAAUAGCUGGAUUUGAUGUUAUCAACUGGGUGACAUUCCCAAACCAGUCCUUUCUUAGAGCCAAAAUUGGAAAGGUAGACGCUAUCGCCCCCAAAGACAAAAUGUUGAGCGUUUUGGUGGAUGAGAUUAUAUGGCCCAGCGCAUUUAACCAGGUGCAGCCCCCUUCUCUGUGUAAUGACUUUUGCCAUCCAGGUUAUAGCAAGUCCAAGAAGGAAGGGGAACCAUUUUGCUGCUAUGAUUGUCUUCCAUGCCCCAAAGGGAAAAUUUCCAACCUGACUGACAUGGAUGACUGUUGGCAAUGUCCAGAAGAUCAAUAUGCCAACCACGACCAGAAUUUAUGCAUUCCAAAAAACGUAACCUUCUUGUCAUACGAAGAACCUCUGGGAAUUAGUUUGGCCAUUUUUGCUCUUUCCUUUUGUUUCACCGCAGCUUUGGUGCUGGGGAUCUUCAUUAAACACAACAAUAGUCCCAUUGUCAAAGCCAACAACCGAAGCCUCACCUACACUCUCCUCAUCUCCCUCUUGCUCUCCUUCCUUUGUGCUCUGCUAUUCAUUGGCCAGCCAGAGAAGGUGACAUGUCUCCUUCGACAAACUGCUUUCAGCAUCAUCUUCUCCAUGGCAGUUUCUUGCAUAUUGGCCAAAACAACCAUAGUGAUUUUAGCUUUCAUGGCCACCAAGCCAGGGUCUAGUAUGAGGAGAUGGGUAGGGAAAAGACUGGCCAUUUCGGUGGUUCUUUCAUGCUCCCUGAUUCAAGCCAUUCUUUGUACUGUGUGGCUGGCAACCUCUCCCCCAUUCCCAGAUUUUGACAUGCACUCAAUGACUGAGUGCAUUGUAUCAGAAUGCAAUGAAGGUUCAGUCACCAUGUUCUAUUGUGUCCUGAGCUACUUGUGCUUGCUGGCCAUUGUCAGCUUUAGUCUGGCUUUCCUAGCUAGGAAGUUGCCUGACAGUUUUAAUGAAGCUAAGUUCAUCACCUUCAGCAUGUUAGUCUUUUGCAGUGUUUGGCUGACCUUUGUCCCAACCUACCUGAGCACCAAAGGAAAAUACACAGUAGCUGUGGAGAUCUUCUCCAUCUUGGCCUCCAGUGCUGGGUUACUGGGCUGUAUAUUUCCCCCCAAGUGCUAUAUCAUUGUAAUAAAGCCUGAGCUGAACAGCAAGGUGCAUCUAGUAAGAAGAAGAAAAUGA